Molecule: messenger RNA, 1217 nt
Organism: Candoia aspera
Lineage: Eukaryota; Metazoa; Chordata; Lepidosauria; Squamata; Candoiidae
Gene: CDC42SE2
Product: CDC42 small effector 2
Exons: 5
Coding region: 645-899 (84 amino acids)
Biological process (GO): regulation of Rho protein signal transduction
Cellular component (GO): plasma membrane
Molecular function (GO): small GTPase binding
Source: RefSeq, a predicted model, not a curated record
CAGCCUGAACCGAGCCGAGCCAGUGAGAGAAGCAGAGCGGGAAGCCGCGCUGCACCGCAAAGCGACAGGAAGGAGCGGAGGGCGGUGCGGCGGCGGAGUCGCCUCCCCUUACUCCCCGCGCCUGCCUUCCAGCCCGCGUAGGCUCCUCGGAGCAACCGCCUUUUCGCCAUCCCACGAGCAGGAGGGGACUCGCGCUUCGAGCCACCGACGCGAGAAACUGCGAGGCGGCGCCGGUGCGGAAAGCAGCGAAAGAGAAAGACAGACAAAAGAGGGCGAGAGCGAGGAGCUGGUGCAAAGCAAUGCAUGGAGUAGAGGAGAACAAUACCACUGGUCUCAGAUGAUGCAGUUCCUGAAUGACCUUUGUAGGAAAAGCAAAUCCUGAUGAAAUAGGAUUUUACUAAAACGCUAAUAAAUGAAGGAAACUAUUGCUUUGGUGAUGCUGCAGUCAAUACCCUGAGAGAUAAAGAAGAGCUACUUUGAUGCCAACUUGGUUCAUUUUGUAGACAAAGAAGCUUAAAGGACAAAUUUUAUUUAGCUACUCUGGGACCCCAUGCACACUGAUUACUAGGACAAGAUACCUUUCGGAUUGAAGUGUUGUGUCUUGUUCCUAACUUUAAGAUUUGCACUUUGAACUGUUGAAAAAAAUGAGUGAGUUCUGGUUGUGUUUCAACUGCUGUAUUGCAGAACAGCCUCAGCCUAAAAGACGGCGGCGGAUCGAUCGGAGUAUGAUUGGUGAGCCAACAAACUUCGUUCAUACUGCUCAUGUUGGUUCAGGAGAUCUCUUUAGUGGAAUGAAUUCGGUGAGUUCAAUUCAAAACCAAAUGCAAUCCAAAGGAGGCUAUGGAGGAGGCAUGUCUGCAAAUGUUCAAAUGCAGCUUGUGGAUACAAAGGCAGGAUAACUGGGGCAACUUUCCAGUAUGUAUUAUAAAUUUUCCACAUUCUAUUACCUUUCUUUUCUGACUUCCAGGGACACUAAACUAUGGGACAGCAAACUCAUUCACAAUUGUUAUCUCAAAGCUAUAUGCAAUAUAAAUUCUGAUAGCAAAUACUUAAAAUAUUUCAUACUGAUUUCACAUACAUGUUUAUCAAAAAUCAGCAUUAGCUAUUUGAUCCUCUUAUUUCUUAUUCAGUAUUUCUCUCAUACCAAAAUCAGAGGAUCAGAAUUAACAGUUGGGGAAGUUGGAAGAGGGCACUGCAGUAAAACUGUCAAUUUGCAG